Messenger RNA from Cucurbita pepo subsp. pepo (vegetable marrow), 827 nucleotides. Lineage: Eukaryota; Viridiplantae; Streptophyta; Magnoliopsida; Cucurbitales; Cucurbitaceae. The record is from RefSeq and is a predicted model, not a curated record.
UCUAACUUUGCAGGUGCUUGUGGAGGUUCCUUACUUGUUAGUACAAGCAGCUACCUAUGUUAUUGUCACUUACCCCAUGAUUGGAUUCUAUGGCUCAGCAUCCAAAGUGUUUUGGUGUUUCUACUCAAUAUUAUGUGCACUUCUCUACUUCAACUAUCUUGGGAUGCUGCUUGUCUCCAUCACACCAAACUUCCAAAUUGCUAACAUCUUGUCGUCUGCCUUCUACACUAUGUUCAAUCUCUUUUCUGGCUUUCUUAUUCCCCAUCCGCAAAUCCCAAAGUGGUGGACAUGGUUGUAUUACAUGAGCCCAACAUCAUGGACUUUGAAUAGCUUACUAACAUCACAAUAUGGAGAUAUAGACAAGACACUGAUGGGGUUUCAAGAAAAGACAACAGUAUCAGCUUUCUUAAGAGAUUACUUUGGCUUUCACCACAGUCAACUUCCCCUUGUGGGAUUCAUUCUCAUUCUCUUCCCUCUUCUUUUUGCUUUUCUUUUUGGAUUUUGUAUUGGAAAUUUGAACUUCCAGAGAAGGUAAGCAAAACCAAUUUCUUCCUUGCUUUCCUUUGUAGAUAAUAAGUUUUGGAGUUUUGGGGUUAAAUUACAAAUUUAGUCCCUAUAAUGCACGGGACAAUCUGAACCUACUUCGAGAUGAAAGGAACGAACAUAAUCAAAGUGAGUAAUUCGAGUAUUAUUCGGUUAUUAUCCCAACCCAUAAAGAUUUUAGUCUCUAUAAAUUAGAGUAACAUCCUGCUACUAAACAACAGCAACAAGAUUUUUGUCUCCAAGUGAGGAAUGAAACAUUCUUUAUAAGGGUGUGGAAACUUCUC